Messenger RNA from Talaromyces proteolyticus, 525 nucleotides. RefSeq names its product putative competence/damage-inducible protein CinA. NCBI's taxonomy places the organism in Eukaryota, Fungi, Ascomycota, Eurotiomycetes, Eurotiales, Trichocomaceae. The record is from RefSeq and is a predicted model, not a curated record. The transcript has 4 exons. Bases 1 to 525 code for a protein of 174 amino acids.
AUGGCCGACUCAGAGUUCCCACCAUCGUCAAUCCGGCCUCUCGUCCACGAAAUAGCGACUUUACUCAAGGAGAAAAAGGAAACAGUAUCCGUGGCAGAGACGGCUGCCGGCGGCCUCACAUCUGCCUCCCUGCUCUCUGUCCCUGGAGCAUCAAGCUACUUCAAAGGAGGACUUACGCUGUACACCCUUGAAUCCCGCCUCGCCUUCGCCGGCUGGACUACUGAACACAUCAAAUCCUAUCAAGGCCCAACAACGCAGAUCGUCGCGCAUCUCGCUGAGCAUACGCGCAAAACACUCGGCUCGACGUAUACGAUUUCCGAGAGCGGCACUGCCGGGCCCGGUGGCGGGUCGACGCCGAAUAGAGUACCCGGCACUGUUUUCCUUGCUGUUGCGGCUCCCAGUGGAACAUAUGUGAGGGAAGUAAACACGGGCUUUGGAGAAGAUCGAGAAAGAAAUAUGGUUGGGUUUGCCGCGGAGGGGUUGAAGCUGUUGCGCGAUGUGCUGAAAGGGGAUGCUAAGCUGUAG